AACGGACCAACCGGCGCUGGGAAACCCACCCAAAGGCAAUUAAGGGUAAAGGACGACAAAAAAUAUUUGAUAAGCUUUUUUUUUUUCUCCCCCUUCUCUCCGUCUCGAGCGGAGGGAUGGCGAUGGAGCUGGAAUGAAGGGCCCGGGUCUCUGUGGGAGACGCGUUCCGGAAAAGAUUGUGAGAUAUCCGAAGCGGAGAUCUGAUUUGGACCGAAAGGCAUCCAGGCUGAAAAAGUAGCCCUCAUCGUGUGGACACAGCUGGGAAAAGUUGCCGAACUUACAUCCAAACGUCUCGAGAGGAUGGCGACUGUGACGCGCACGUAGGAGAAAGCCUUCCUUUUUUUAAAGAAGUUUUGGGAAUAUCUCCGGGAAACUUUUUAUUUUUUAUUUUUUAUUUUCUUUACCCCCGAGGCGCACGCAGGACGUUAAAGCCGCUCUCCGCGCACCCUCUCGCCGGUCCCCUCGUCGAUGGGGGCCGCGCCGGGCUCCGGCUGGGAGGAGGGAGAGUUCGAGUUCAAGUUGGUGUUCGAAGAGGACCCGCUGCCGCGCCACAGCCACCGGCCGUCCCCGGCGCGCACGGCCGAGCCGCGGAGCUCCGUUCCCGGGGAGGAGAGCGAGGGCGCGCCGCUGCGCCUGGAGCCCUCCAGCAGCAGCGGCCCUGUUACGGAGCACUCGAUCGGCAUCCCGAGCCCGCCGCCGUCGGCCAAUCAGCGCGCCGGGAUGCAUUCCCCGCCUCCACGGAGGGCCGCUGCCAGAGACUUCAGUGGGACCUAUGAGAGCCUGCCGGCACGCUCUGUGCAGGUGUCAGAGUCUCGUGUGGUCGAGUGUCCCAGCAUCCAGAUAACCACCAUCUCCCCGGAAGACGACCCAGCACCACCCAUCUCCAGCUACUGGGACAUGGGUGGCGGGGGUGGGUGGGACCGAGAGCGCCUCUACCUCCCCCUCCUGGACCCUUUCACCUACCGCGAGAGGUGCCCCGGCUCCCUCAGCCCCAGCCCCAGCCCCGGCUCCAGCCCUUCGUCCCGCGGCUGGCUCAGCCCCGCCUCCAGCUGCGACUCCCUGCUGGUGGAGGAGGAGGAGCUGAACGAGGCCGCGGUCAGCUUCGGCCUCUCGCCGUCCUCGAGGCCCACGUCCCCCGGGGGUAAAAAACGCAGAAACUCCCCCCUGGCCUCUCCCUGCACCUCACGGAGGGGCAGCUACUCGGAAGAACUGCAGGGAUGUAACCUCGAGGGCGGAGACCCCUCCGCCCCUCAGCCGCAAGCGCCGCCCGGCGGCUGCGAGCUCAGCAUCCCGCAGAAGACCAGGAAGACGUCGUUGGAGCAGCUGUCGUCCAGGGAGGUGGACCAGGAGCCGGCUCCGGGCCACGGCUCCCCCUGCCCGCCGCCGGACGGCCAGCAGAGCAGGCGAGAUCCCCCUUUGCUGGGAAUGGACUACCUCUCUGUGCCUCCCGCCCUCGCUUGGGGACGGACUCGCGCCAGCGCCCACAGCCCUCUGUUCAGGUCCAACGCCCUGCCGCCACUCGACUGGCCGCUGCCGUCCCAGUUCGACCAGUACGAGCUGCGUAUUGAGGUGCAGCCCCGGCCGCACCACAGAGCCCACUACGAGACGGAGGGCAGCAGAGGAGCCGUCAAGGCCACGCCAACGGGACAUCCGGUUGUCAAGCUGUGUGGAUACGCGGAGAGGAAGCCGCUCUCCCUGCAAGUCUUCGUGGGAACAGCUGACGACCGGUCAAUCAGGCCACAUCCUUUCUAUCAGAUACACAGGGUGACGGGGAAGAUGGUGGGCACCGCCAGUCACGAGAGCGUCCAGGCGGGGACCAAAGUGCUGGACAUCCCCCUCAGCCCCGAGAACAACAUGACGGCGCUCAUCGACUGCGCCGGCAUCCUGAAGCUGAGGAACUCGGACAUCGAGCUGAGGAAAGGGGAGACGGACGUCGGGAGGAAGAACACUCGCGUCCGUCUGGUGUUUCGCACCCACCUCCCUCUGGCGCCCCCCGCGGCCCCGCCGGGUCGCGUCCUGGCUCUGCAGGCGGCCUCUUUGGCCAUCGAGUGCUCUCAGCGCUCGGCUCAGGAGCUGCCCGUCAUCGAGUCCGUCAGCCUCGCCUCCUGCUCCGUGGAGGGCGGAGAGGAGCUUCUGCUGAGCGGCUCGAACUUCCUGGCCAUCUCCCGGGUCCUUUUCAUGGAGAGAGGGACAGAUGGUAAACUACAGUGGGAGGAGGAGGCUCAUGUUGACCGUGACAACAGCAAUGAGAGCUUGCUGUGCGUGAGGGUCCCCGCCUACAGCGACCUGUCCGUCACUCGGCCCAUGUCCGUUAGUCUUUACGUCUCCAACGGGAAGAGGAAGAGGAGCAGCACUCACUGCUUCAAGUACCUCCCCACCACGUUCAAAGAGGAGGACCCGCUGCUGUCCCGGCCCCCCGUGCCACCCCUGGACGGGGGGACUGCGUGCCCAGUGGGGGGUCAACCCGGCAUGGACGGGGGCUUCCACCUGCCCCCUUACCCCUCCACCUACUCCCCUCCCUGCCCCACCAUGGGUUACCACGAGGAGUACUGCCCCAACGGCGACGCCGCCGUGGAGGAGCCCCGGGCGGCCCUCUCCGACCGUCAGCCCAGCUUCGAGAACCUGGAGCUGGGCUUCACCGAGCUCCUUCCCCCCUUGUACCCCCGCGGGCCGCAGCCUCCCUCCCCCUCCCCUUCCCCCUGGCUGGACUCCCCGUACCUUUCCUCCUCGCCCUCUCCCUCCCACUCCUCCUCUCUCAGCCCGUUUCCCGCCGGCAGUCCCAUCUCAACCUCCCCUUACCCCCAGUACUCUGCUUACCCUCAGGACGCGUGUCCCUCACCUCCCUCCAACCCCAGUCCAUAUCAGGACAUGUACCCGGCACCCUACCCCCACUACGAGGGCUGGGACCCCCAGGGAAGGGUGCUCGGGAUGGGACAUGGGGGAGACAGGGAUGCCAAGAUCCAGGACUGCCCCCUGGAGUUCACCAGCUCUUCUAUGCACCACAUUACAUUUGAAGAAGUGACGGAGUACAUCGGGGAAGACAUCCAGUCCUUCCAGUCGGUCUCACGGAUGGACAAUCAGCCAAACUGAGCUCAGAGCAGCUGGUUGGACGUCAUCAGCAGCGUUUCAUAUCUAUUAUGCACUUUGGUAUUAAGAUCCAUCGCUCCAGUUACAUGUGAUGUCGGCAGAGCGGUUCGAUUACCGGGAGACUGUCUAUAAAAAUGACACAGGUAACUGUUUUAUGUGCUUUUAUAAAGGGAAACUAAUUCAACAUAUAAAUUAUACAAGGAAGUUCAAAGGUU
Gasterosteus aculeatus aculeatus (three-spined stickleback) is the source of this 3302-nucleotide messenger RNA. It is a transcript of the gene nfatc4, whose product is annotated as nuclear factor of activated T cells 4. Lineage: Eukaryota; Metazoa; Chordata; Actinopteri; Perciformes; Gasterosteidae. The record is from RefSeq and is a predicted model, not a curated record. Gene Ontology annotation, molecular function: DNA-binding transcription factor activity, RNA polymerase II-specific; RNA polymerase II cis-regulatory region sequence-specific DNA binding; transcription factor binding. Gene Ontology annotation, cellular component: transcription regulator complex. Gene Ontology annotation, biological process: regulation of transcription by RNA polymerase II; cytokine production; calcineurin-NFAT signaling cascade.